AUGUGUUGCUGCAAAAAUGUGUCGCCUGAUUUUAUUGAUGACUCUAUGAGAAUGUCAGAGCGAACUGCACGAGAAAGUUUGUAUAGAUUGGCGAGAGGUGUUGUUGAAACCUUCAGUGACAAAUACUUCCUCAAACCUUCAUUGAAUGACAUGAAACAACUAUAUGUGGCGUUUGAAGAACGACAUGAUUUUUCGGGUAUGCUUGGAAGCAUUGAUUGCACAAAGUGGAUAUGGAGAAAUUGUCCUGUGGCGUGGAAAGAUCAAUACACAAGUGGUCAUCUUGGAUCGCCUUUUGUUGGAAAGGCAUUGGAUGCUCCUUUCACAGUGAAUGUAAAUGAAUAUAAGUUUGGGCAUUGCCUCACGGAUAUAAUAUAUCCAUCAUAUUCCAUGUUUGUGAAGGCGUUUCGACACCCAAUAAAACCAAUAGACAAAAUUUCCAAGAGAAGACAAGAAGGAGCACGUAAGGACGUGGAACGUGCUUUCGGAGUUUUGAAAACAAAAUGA
Messenger RNA from Lactuca sativa (garden lettuce), 504 nucleotides. RefSeq lists its product as uncharacterized. The record is from RefSeq and is a predicted model, not a curated record. Lineage: Eukaryota; Viridiplantae; Streptophyta; Magnoliopsida; Asterales; Asteraceae.